GACGUAUUUGACACCGGGAACGUCGCAUGCCGAAUAUUUCACGUGAUUUCACUUUCAUUUUGUGAAAUUUUUACAAAAUUGUAUUUACAAAAUUUCUAUUCUUAAAAUUCUUUCUGAAUUUAAUUAGCUGAACAAUUAAUAGUCCUGAAAGAAGUGUUCAUCUCCGUAAAUGGACCCUUAAAAAUAAGCUUAUAUCACGUCAUAUUUUAUAUUUCAUCAUUUGUUGUCAUUAAACUUGACAAACUAACGGAACCUUUUGACCUUACUCGCAAUUACGUACGAAAACAUGCUGCGCGAGUUUGGGAUUCGAUUUGGAGCUGGAGUCCGAACAUCAAAUAGAGUAAUCGUGCCAAAUGUUAAAUCAUCUACACAAACAACGACCCGAAAUUAUCGCGCAUUAUCUUUGUCGGAAAAUUCGUCACAAUGCCGACAACAAUUAUUAUUAGCGCAGGGGUUUCGCCCUAUUUCGAUAUCCGCUCGUGACAACAUGUUCAUCAGAACGCAGGACACACCGAAUCCCAAUUCUUUAAAGUUUUACCCCGGAACAACGGUACUCGAUACUGGGUCCACCCUGGAUUUUCCGACCCCUGCCUCCGCCGUGAAUUCGACCCUGGCGAAAAUGUUGUUUAGAAUUGAAGGCGUCCGGUCCGUCUUUUUCGGGGGGGAUUUCAUAACCGUAACGCGUGUCGACGAGGAAGUGGAUUGGCGUCUCCUCAAACCAGAAAUCUACGCCACGAUUAUGGAUUUUUUCGCGAGUGGGCUUCCCGUCGUGACUGAAGGGGCGAGUGAACCAGGGUCAACUAGUCAGCAGGCCACUUCCGGUGAUGAAGAGGAGGACAAUGAGACCGUUGCGCUAAUUAAAGAACUGCUCGAUUCACGAAUUCGACCCACCGUGCAAGAGGACGGAGGUGAUAUCCAAUUCGUGGAAUUUAAGGACGGGAUCGUAAAGCUAAUUAUGCAAGGUUCCUGCACCUCUUGUCCCUCGUCCGUCGUCACGUUGAAGAACGGGGUGCAGAACAUGUUACAAUUUUACGUCCCCGAAGUCCUCGGAGUCGAACAGGUCAUCGCAGAACACGAGAAAGUUGCGCAGAAAGAGUUUGACAAACUGGAGGGGAAAAUUAAAGAGAAAUCGGAGCACGAUCCCAUCUUGGAUAAUAUUAAGACCAAGGGCGACAAAACGAAAACGUGAUGCGACCAGUGGACAGUUUUUGGACAGAUUGUCGUCAUCGCGGAGAGAUUUAUAAGUGACGCUAGGAUCUUGGUUUCUUUUAAAAUGGAUCUGUUCUUCGUUGUUGAUUAAAAUGUGACAUUUUUGUCGCUUGUCGUUCGCCGGUAAAUUAGUUUCGAAAUAAAAAUACAAAAUUAAUUAUA
Messenger RNA from Folsomia candida, 1371 nucleotides. Its product is annotated as NFU1 iron-sulfur cluster scaffold homolog, mitochondrial. NCBI's taxonomy places the organism in Eukaryota, Metazoa, Arthropoda, Collembola, Entomobryomorpha, Isotomidae. The transcript is spliced from 5 exons. Gene Ontology annotation, cellular component: mitochondrion. Bases 287 to 1189 code for a protein of 300 amino acids. The record is from RefSeq and is a predicted model, not a curated record. Gene Ontology annotation, biological process: iron-sulfur cluster assembly. Gene Ontology annotation, molecular function: iron ion binding; iron-sulfur cluster binding.